This is a messenger RNA of Anthonomus grandis grandis, 8914 nucleotides long. RefSeq names its product piggyBac transposable element-derived protein 4-like. NCBI's taxonomy places the organism in Eukaryota, Metazoa, Arthropoda, Insecta, Coleoptera, Curculionidae. The record is from RefSeq and is a predicted model, not a curated record. The coding region runs from base 7532 to 8764 and encodes 410 amino acids. The transcript has a single exon.
UAAAGUGUGUAUGUGGGUUAAAUAGUCAGUUUUGGAACAUCAUUCGGUGCAUUUUUUAUCAGAGUUUUUGGCGUUUUAAUAUGGUACAUAAAAUAUGUACUCGUGCUUGUAGGACUGUUAAUUAGGGGCAUUUUACAAAUUAAUAUUCUGAUACACAUAAUGUUAUACAGCAAAAUAUGUUGAAAAGUGUGACAUCUGGUUCCGUAAAAGUAUAUAUGGUUAAAUCUUAAGUGCUAUGGCAAAUUGUUAAAAAAAAAUACCAAUUUUUUCUUUCAGGACUUUUUCCAAUUAGCAUUUGCGUUGCUUAUAUUAUGUAGUCGAGGAGUUUGAUUAACUAUAGUAGGUAUUAUAUUUUAUUUCCUUCUUCAUUUAAGUGAAAGAGAUGAAGAGAAAAGAUUAACAGUAAGUGAGAUAGGGUGAAAAAGGUUUGGAUUGCUAAUAGAACGAGUUCAGCAUUAUGAUAAUGCAUUAUUAUGAUUUGUUUUAUUUAAUAUUUCAAAGGGUGUUAGGUAUAUUCUUGAAAAUGCUGACUUGAGUUGGUUUAUUUAAAAACCCUUACUUUUAAUAUUUUCUGUGAGAUUUUAAGAUAUUAAGAAAGUUUUUUGAGGGAAUCCUGUAUUUAAAUACCUAAAAUUUUAUUUUGACGACUAACAAUUUUUUAUCAGUAUUAGAGACUUAAAAUGGAAAAUUAAAUAUUCCGUCGAAAAAAACACAUAUUGAGAUAAUAUGAUAGCCAACUAGAAUCUAUAAUCAUUCAGCACCAGUGAUAAAAAAUGAAGCCGGUGUUACAUCAUUUAAAUCUGCCUUUUUCACUUUAUUGAUCGAAAAAUCUUACUAAAAUAUAAAUUAAUAUUUUGCCGCUGUAUUUCAAAAUCUUGUUCUAUAAGCCAUGCGUGUCAUGCGUGUCAAAUGUCUUAAUGUGUGUACAUAUAAUUUUAUUCACAUUAGGUUUUAAUAUUUUAUCAUAUCAUCUAUUUAAUUUUAAACAGUUAAGCAACACAUCCUAUAUUACUUAACGAUUUUUUAUAUGUCAACUUUAUUUAUUAAACUGUAGAAUAUACGAAUAUUAUAUACGAUUCUGUUUACACAAGGGAGAAAAUUUCGGCAUUUCUGAAUAUUGACAAGGGAUUCACAUACCUAGUCUUUUCACUCGAUCACUACACCUUCAAUAUAUGAUAAAAUGACCUCGAUAUCACAUAUGUAUAUGCCACAGUGUGAGUCUGUAACUUGGAAUAAAUUUAGUAGUUCAUAUACUUUUAUCUUUCUCAAAAAAACCCUCGGACCCGUCGGUUAGUAUUGGUAGUUGCGCUCUAUUUUUGUUGAAAACAAAGUUAUACAGUGCGUCCGAAAAAAUAAGAUAUGAUGUCAUUGACAAUUUUUUAAAGUAACAACCAUACGGCCAUUUCAAGCAUGUGGACGGGACAAAUCACAAAAUAGGAUAUGCGAAAAAAAAUUUUGCCAAUUUGUUAGGUAAUAUUUCUUCACCAAAAUUAGCAAAUAUAUUCUUUAUUAAUUAGACAAUAUUUUUAAAAAUAUAAAUGCAAGCAACAUGUUUUUAUAGUAGAGAUAAUAGCAAUAAACGACGGUUGUGGACGGGAAUACAUACUAGUAAAUCACAUUAAAUGAUUAAGAAAGAAUUUUUCUUUAAGAAUUCGUAACUAAAAAAUGAUAUUUAUUGGUUGUGGACAGAACGGUUGUGGACCGGACAAAAAACCUUAAUAACUUUAGAAUAUUUUUUUAUAAUUUAUUUUAGUAUAAAUAACAAUAUACUAUGUAAUACAACUAAAUUAAAGGGAAUGAUAACGACGAAUUAGUUCAACAAUAAAUAAUUAAUGAUUAUAAUGUUUUGUUAGAGAUAUCUUUCUUAUUUUGUUUUGAUGGGUCUGACCAAUUUCUAAUAUUUUUUCGGACACAGGCCUAAAAAAGUGGCAUGAUUGGAGCCCUGCAAUGGGCAGGACACUUUCCUAUCGAGCGGUUAACAUGUUUUUGUUAUCCUGAAUCUUUUGGAUUGAAACGUAGAUAAGAUUUAUAUUGGUUUUACCAUUAAGUGCAUUAAAAAAGUCUUUGGAAUUAUUAAUAAGUAGUUUUCUACUUUUCUCCAUUUCCCAGGCUACUCUUUUAAGCUUCCCUCCUACUCCGUCUACAGCCCCCUUCCCGUGAGAAGUGGCAAAGAAAUUCCAGAAAAGCCAGAUAUAUCGAAAUCUUCAUGAAAAUGACAUAAAUUCGAUAGAGUAAACUUAUUUUUAAACUGUGCUGCACAGCCAUUAGAAAAUAUCGAUACAGUUCUCAAAGUACUAUAGGCAUUUCUUAACCAAUGAACUAUUUCUUUAAGAAAUGCCCAGACUGCAAACUUAUAACUCAUCGCUGAUGAUGAGCAAACGAAUGAUGGGCAUUUUUAGUCCAGGCUAUUGCCGUAAAUAUUGUGACCUGUCUGUGGCUCCAGUGCGCACUUUGUAUCUUAUACAUGAGUAAUUUUCUGCGAAGUCUACUUGCAGGACAACUUUUUCUUCAUUUAUAUAAUUUUUUUCUUUCUCAAAAUUGCGUUCUUGUAUGGUUUUUACGAAGCAGUGAACUUUAAAUUUCUCCAUAGAUUCUUGCAGUUGAUCCAAAGCAGGUUUUAAAGUACCAGAUACUUCUAAUACUUGGGGUUUAUGAAGAUUGACUUGCCACCUUUUCCAUUUUAUUUCGGUCUCCAAAUCGGUAUUUAAAGGCACCAAAGCAAAUUCAAUAUCGGCAUCACAGUUUGGGCAUAAAUUAUUCAUACAGUCGAAAUUAUCUGUAUAGCAACAUAUGGCUGAAAGUAAUUCCUUGGAAGAUUUUGGAAAUUCAUGUACAUUUUUGCAAAUAGUCUUAACCAAAAAAUUAAAGUUCGCAUGGUACUUGCAAACGCAAACGUCGUGAGGCAUUUGGGAACUUAGCAAGACAUGUUUGGGUCGAUAUUCCUAAAAUUUUGUUAGUUUAACAUUUAAUUCGGGAUUUUCAUGUAUAAACAACUGAUAAGCUUCCUUUACAGUAACAGUCAUGUGCCGCUUUUGCUUUUUUUCUUUGAUUCCUGAUUUUCCCUGGUGCCUGUCUACUUAUCAUAUCCCUGGUGUAAAACCGUUCAACACUUUCCUUAAGUUGGCUUUCCAAUUUGUUCCAAGGUGUUACUUUUUCUGCACAGACUAAACUUGUUUCUUUUGGAAGUUCGGCAUAAAAAAUUUCUUUAAAACCUCCUUAUUUUGCUCAGCACACUUCAGCAAUACAGACUUAAUUUUCUUUACUACCUUUCCCAUCGAUUGUGGCGUUUUAAAUGAGCUGAUAUUAUCUGAUGAUUGGAUUUUCUCAACUUGCAACUCUUCCCUUUUUCUCUGACGAUACAACCGUUUUCUUAAUGUUUCUUGUCUUUUCUUUGCAUUUAUCAUAUCUUUCGUAAAAAAACCUUCCUGAAUCAAUCUCUUCUGCUUCUUUCUGCUGUCUCUUUUUAUUUUGGCAUCCUUUUCUUUAAAACGCAUGUGCUUCUCAAUAUUCUCUUUGAGCUUUCUUCUAAAAUCUAUAGAUUUUUCUUUAUUUGUCUUAGGUGCCACAUUUUCUGUAAAAAAAUAUGGAGUCAUAAGUUGGGAUAAGAUUGACCGAGAAAAAUUAUCUUAAAAUUAAAUAAUAAUAAAAAUUUCAUUUAAAAAAAAUGUUUUUUUUUUGGCUUCGUGGAGUACCAGCCCUCAGCGAAUCGGUUGCGAUAUACAUAUAGAUCAUCAAAAAUAAAAAAAAACUUACUUAAAAUAAGUACUUUGCAGUCCGUUUUGCAUUAAAAAUUAAAUAUUUUCGAUAUAUAUAUUAAUAAGAUCUUAUUUUUAUAUAUUUUUUAAUGAAUGGGUUGCGGACGGGACAAUUUAUUUAUAAAAUUUUCUUGCAAAAUAAUAACAUGAUACAAAAAAAUCUUUUACUAUAAUAUUGCCCUAAAUGCAAGUCAAGAAAAAAUAAAAUUGAAAGUUCAAACUUUUUAUUAUUUAGUGGGAUAUGCCUACUUUUCUAAGAAUUUGGUUGUGGACGGGACAAAAACCCUUAUUGUUACACUAAAUGAAAAAAUAUAUCUACUUACUUUGAUUACGAAAUUAAUAUUCACCACAAAAAACUUGAAACCACUGACAUUUACUCUGCCAUGACAGCGUCUCAAUGUAUCACUUGUUUUAAUCCGUGGCCGAAUAUACAAAGUUAACUAUUUUUUCCUAAAACAGCCUGCUAAUACAAACCUGAAAGUAAUGAGUGGCCCAUAUUUUUCGGAUGUUAUUUUUUAUAUAUUUUUAUAAGUUUCUAUGACAAUUAAAUGACAUUCAAUAAAUAUAUGGUUUAAAAAUAUACUUUAAUGCAUUUUCGUAUUUUAUAAAAAAAAUCCAAAUCGCUUGAAAUGGCCGCAUAAUUUUUUAUUGCGUAUUUUUGAAGAGCUUAUCAAAUUAUAGGUACACAGCUGCAAAAUUCCAAGUUUAUAUGAUUAACCGUUUUCCGGAUAAUUAAAAUAUCUUUUUUUUAAUUAUAAAUUAUAAAAUCUGUUUUACACAAGAAGUUUUUUUUAACAAAUGUUUGAGCCCAUUAACAUAUAAGCAUUUGGCAAUGCCCUUAGCAUACUGAAAAAAUUCUAAAUUCGAUUUGAACGUUUCUUCUGAAGAAUUCCAUCUAUCUGGAAAUAUAGUAUCCAGAUAAUAUUGAAAAGUUAGUAGGGGAAGUCUUUUCUCCACAAAUAAAACGCUAAUCCUCUAAUUUCAGGAUUAUGCAUUUCGGCAAGUGUCCUUAACAUCAUCAGACUUGAGUUACUUAACACUUACACAAAUUCUGAAUUUGUGCAUGCGAUUAACUGUAUGAAAUAAUAAUUGUAUAUUAUUAAACGCAUUGAAUUUUGAAAAAAAUUCUUGCUAAAGGUGAAUAAAACAUAAACAUAAUAUUAAAUUCGUCAACGUAUAUCACGCGGACGUUUUAUCCGAUAUUUAUAGUUGAAGUACAACCAAAAAGUACAUCUGGUGUAAACCAAAAACAAACGUUUAUUUAACUAUGAUGUAUUAAUUGGGAAAGUAUUCUUCUAUUGUUGGUUUAUCAUUUCUUGUAAUACGGAUAGGAUUUAUGAAAUUUCACAAAUUCGAUGUUAUUUAUUAACCUGUUUUAAAAAUAUAAAAUAGAUGUUUUAAAAUUACAAGAAUAAAAAGUUGAUAUAUGUAAAUUGAAAUGAAAAUAUUUUUCUUUGUUGAUAGUCAAGUAAAUUAUUUUGUCAUAUUCUUAUACACGUUUGGCGAGUUUACGAAUCUUACGGAUUGAGUUUUAAUGUAUUAGAUCUAAUAGAUAGAGAGUAGACAGAGAACGACUGCAUCGGUAACCUCCCACCGAUAGUGACGCCGAUUCUCCGUACCGCUCGCAAUGUGAAUCAUAGAGUAAUUAAAAGUAUAAUUAUUAAUUUAAUAUUCAUUUCUCUAUGAUGUGAAUUUAAUUCCGGCUUGCUCGCAGUGAUGUUUAGCAAGCCCUUGGAGAUGGGUAGGUUAGCCUCGAAUCAAAUAUUGGAAUUUUACGCGCACACGAAAGAUAAAAAUUUAUGUUGUUUUUUAACGUGCUCAUAAUCGCAAGUCAAAAAAACAACUUUAAUAUGCUCAAAUCUUAAAAACCUUUGGUGAAAACUAAAUACAAUAUUCUAAAAUAAAAUGAAAAAUAUCUCUUAAACAAAAUAAUAAUUCUAAUUAAAUGGAUUAUUUAAUAAGGUGUUCAAAUAUACCUUCUUGUUGAGCUUCACAGUAUCCCAACCUGUCGUAAAAUUCUCUACGUGCAUUGGCUAACAUUUCAGGUUUAAUGGACCUAGAAAUAUUAAUAAUUCUAAGUCGCAAUUCGUCCAAAUUAACGGCUCUUUCACGUCGGUGUUGGUAAAGAAUUUCCGUCAAGUAGCCCCAUAAGAAGUAGUCGCAAGGCGUCAGAUCUGGAGAUCGCGGAGGCCAUGUUAUGGUACCUCUUGUGGAAAUAAGCCGUUCAGGAAAAGUGUUUGUUAAAUAGUCCUGCACUUGUCUAGCGUUGUUAGCGGGACAUCCGUCUUGUUGAAACCAAAUUUUCUCAAAAUUAACAUCCAAGUUUCGUACAGCGAUAAUAUUUUGUUGCAAUAAAAGUAAAUAUCUCUCAGAGUUUAACCCUUUAACUGCUCCAGGCGUAUAUAUACGGUAUGCAUAAAAUUGCUCCUGACGUAUAUAAACGGUUGCGUCAAAGAAAUUAUUUAACGACAAGCUGCUCUGGCCGUAUAAACACGAUUAAAAAUGGUGAUUAGUGAUGCGAAGAGUCCGGAUUAAUCGUCCGUUCAAUCCGAAUAUCAAAUUAUUCCGAAUCAAUCCGGAUAUCUAAAUCGUCCGGAUACACGCCGCCCGUUCGUUCGACCGACAAUGAAAUAAAAGCUUGCACGAAGUGACACGAAGUUCCACGUUCCACCAGCUAAGAGAAUCCGAAUUAAAUCGUCCGGACAAAUAACCCGGCAAUCGGCAAUAUCGUCGCGUCGCGUUGUGUAAACCUAUUGCUUUAUCUAUCCUUAUUGUACUCAUUUAGAAACAUAAGAGACAAUAUGAGAACGCCCAAACUUUUUAAGGGUCGUCUGACCUUCCGAAGUUUUUUUGUAAACAAAACAUUUUUGUAGUGAUAUUUUGCAUCGUUUAAAAUACACUUGAUUUAUUACAUACAUAAUUAGCUAUUUUAGUUUUAACAUCAUGUAGAAAUGCGUAAAAACGAAAUGUCUAAUGGGUUGCAUAAUGCAUACCUUAUAUUCGAAAAACAGCUAUAAAAAACGUUUAUCGGACGGUCGAGCAUCGAGCCCGAAACAUGGCAUAAUUUGCCGAACGGGCGAGACAUCGAGCGGAUGAAUUAGUCCGGAUGAAAAAACCGAAUUUUCAAUUCAUCCGAAUCAAUGCUGUCCGGAUAUUGAAUUAAUCCGGAUUUUUACAACACUAAUGGUGAUAUUUAAAGACGCAUUGGAACCGCCUAGAGCCAUCCACGCCCCGAAAUAUUUCAGUGGGGGGUGGGGUUACUUUUCAACUUGUGCGAACCGUCUCGAAUUCUGGCUAACAGCGAAAGUGAAGAUGAUGAUGUCGUUAGCAAUUCAGGCGAUUAUGGCUGGUUAGACGACAGUGAACCUACUGCUGGUCCAAGUACUUCAAGUAAGCAAAAUUACGUGGAAGAACAUAAUUUACCGAGUAUUAUAUCCUCAUCUGAUUCCGAGUCGGAAGAAGAAGAUCUGGUUGUACCCACUAAGAAAUUUAAAUCAGAUUACAUUUGGAAAUCAUCUGAUCUGUCUCCUGUAGUACAUAAUUUUGAUAACAGUACGUCUGGCUGUCAGAUUUCCCAGUUAGACAUGUCUAGUACGGCACUGGAUUGUUUCAAAAUAUUUUUUGAUGAAAAUGUAACCCAAUACGUCGCGGAUCAAAGAAACCUUUACUCCAUAUUCGUUACAGAAAAUACAGAGUUAUCCAAAAGUUCGAGGGUAAAUCGUUAGAAAAAUACCGAUUCCAGCGAAAUUUACUGCUUUAUAGCAACAAAUUUUCUUAUGUCGCAAGUGAAAAAAAAUUCAAUAAAUAGUUAUUGGACGAAUGACAAACUUUUAGCCACUCCUAUUUUUUCGCAAAUAAUGCCCAGGGAUAGAUUCCUUUUGCUUCUUCGAAUGUCGACAAAAAAACCGGAGAAUGACGUUUUAUGGAAACUAAGAUACAUCAUUGACCAUUUGAGGGAUGUAUUUACUAAAAAAACCUUAUAUCCGUUUCAAGACUUAUGCAUAGACGAAAGCUUGCUGCUGUUCAAGGGACGGGUAAUUUUCAAGCAAUACAUACCUUCCAAACGACAUCGGUUUGGAAUAAAAUUUUUUCUUCUAUGUGACUGUGAAACGGGGUACGUUUUAGACUUUAUUAUUUAUGUCGGAGUUGCAACAGAAAUAAAAAAAAAUGAAUAUCUUGACAAGGAUAUUGGAAUAUCUGGUAAUAUUGUUCUAACUUUUCUUGAGCGAUAUUUGAGCAAAGGUCAUUCGUUGUACGUAGACAACUGGUAUACAAGUCCCACAUUGUUUACCUAUUUACAUAAAAAUAAGACAAACGCAUGUGGAACCGUCAGGAAAAAUAGGAGAAAUUUACCGAAUCUGUCUAAAAACCUAAAGUCAGGAGAAAUUGAAUAUAUGUCGACGGAUCGGCUUUUAGCUCUAAAGUGGAAGGACAAACGAGAAGUUCGAAUGCUUUCAACUUUUCACAACAGUGACAUGAAGGAUUCUGGAAAAGUAAACAGAACCACAAAAGAAGAAAUAAGGAAACCAGUAUGUGUACUAAACUACAUUGAAAAUAUGGGAGCGGUAGAUCGCAGCGAUAUGUUACUAAGUUCGGUAGAAUGCGUACGUAAAACCGUAAAGUGGUACAAAAAACUUUUUUUUCAUUUACUGGACUUAAGUUUAUUGAACUCACAUGCUGUUUACAAAAUGGUAACCGGUAAAAAUAUUUCUCUGCUAGAUUUUCAAGGGCAGCUCAUAAAGCAGAUUUUAGAAGCACAUCAUCUUCCACAGCAGCACAGCAGAAGUGGAAGAAGGUCAGCAGAUGGAGAUAACCCUUCACGACAAACUGAGCGUCAUUUUGUUUCCAUGAUUCCCGCAACCGCUGCCAAAAAAUUUGCACAAAGAAAAUGCAUUGUGUGUUCAAAAUAUGGAAAAAGAAGCGAUACGCGUUACAUGUGUGCACUAUGCGAUGUGCCGCUUUGCCUUUUGAUUUAUUUCGAAAGAUACCAUUCCUGCAAAUAUUACUGACUUUUGUAAAAUAUCAUAGGAAUUUAUAAAGUUUUUUUAUUUUGUUUUAUUUGAUGGUUUUUCUAACCUCCCAGAAUGUAUAUUUUUUGUUUAGUUGUUUAUUUUGUUUAUAAAUUUGAGUUUUUGUUAUUAUAAAUUUUUUGCAUGGAA